CUCUUUUCACUUAUGGAUAUGAAACCUCCCAUCUCUCGAGCCAAGAUGAUUCUCAUCACAAAAGCUGCUAUUAAAGCCAUUAAGCUUUAUAAGCAUGUAGUUCAAAUAGUAGAAAAGUUCAUCAAAAAGUGUAAACCAGAAUACAAGGUUCCAGGGUUAUAUGUCAUCGACUCAAUUGUACGACAGUCUCGUCACCAGUUUGGAACCGAUAAAGAUGUUUUUGGGCCAAGAUUCUCUAAAAACAUAACCGCCACAUUCCAAUAUUUAUAUCUUUGUCCAUCUGAAGAUAAGAGUAAAAUAGUCCGUGUGCUGAACCUUUGGCAAAAAAAUGGAGUCUUCAAAAUUGAAAUUAUCCAGCCCCUUCUGGACAUGGCCGCGGGAAGCAGCAGCGCCGUCCCAGGGGCCGACAGUGUCGCUAACAAUGAAGGUUCGCCGCCUCCUCCAGUUAAAGUUUCUUCUGAACCCCCACUGGUCACUACAAACUCUGUGCCAUCCGUCCAGCAGCUGCCCAGUUCGGAUGCUUUUGCUGCUGUGGCCCAGCUGUUCCAGACGACCCAAGGGCAGCAGCUUCAGCAGAUCCUUCAGACUUUUCAGCAGCCUCCAAAACCACAGUCUCCCGCCAUUGACAAUGCUGUGAUGGCUCAGGUUCAGGCCAUCACAGCUCAGUUAACGACAACUCCGGCACCACCGCCUGAGCAGAAGGCCACGGCGUUUGACAAGAAGCUACUUGAUCGAUUUGAUUAUGACGAUGAGCCAGAAGCUGUGGAAGAAUCGAAGAAAGAAGAUGCUGCCGCUGCCGCCGCCGCUGCCAGUACCACCUCUGCUGCCGCCGCACCUGCUGCCGCCCCGGCCUUGCCCGCUGCUGCCCUGCCCGCUGCCUCUCCGCCACAGGCGCCCUUUGGGUAUCCUGGAGAUGGCAUGCAGCAACCAGCUUAUCCCCAACAUCAAAAUAUGGAUCCGUUUCAGCCGCCCAUGAUGGCAAUGCAACAGGACCCAGUGCACCAUCAGGUACAGGUUCCACUUCCUCCUAAUGGACAGAUGCCGGGGUUCAGUCUUCUGCCCCCGCCUGCGUUCCCCGCCCUGGCUCCGCCUGUGCUUCCUCCCGCUGCCCCCGUGCAGCAGCCGUUCCAGGCCCCCUUCCCGGCCCCCAGUGAGCCGCUCGCACAGAAAGCCCAGCAGGAAAUGAAAGUAGAACAGCCUUGUGUUCAAGAGGUGAAGCGGCAUAUGUCUGAUAACAGAAAGUCGAGAUCUAGGUCAGCAUCCAGGUCACCGAAAAGGAGGCGCUCUCGAUCUGGUUCUAGAUCUCGACGGUCUCGGCAUCGACGCUCUCGAUCUCGGUCCCGAGACAGACGCCGCCAUUCCCCUCGCUCGCGAUCCCAAGAAAGACGGGACCGCGAGAAAGAGAGAGAGCGUCGGCAGAAAGGCCUUCCUCCCGUCAAGUCCGAGACCGCGAGCGUUUGUAGCACUACACUCUGGGUGGGACAGCUGGACAAGAGGACGACUCAGCAGGACGUUGCCAGUCUCUUAGAAGAGUUUGGUCCAAUUGAAUCGAUUAAUAUGAUUCCUCCCAGAGGCUGUGCCUACAUUGUUAUGGUGCACAGGCAAGACGCCUACCGCGCCCUGCAGAAGCUGAGCCGAGGGAACUAUAAAGUGAACCAGAAGUCCAUAAAGAUCGCCUGGGCCUUAAACAAAGGCAUCAAGGCGGACUACAAGCAGUACUGGGACGUGGAGCUGGGCGUGACCUACGUUCCUUGGGACAAAGUGAAGCCUGAGGAGCUGGAGGGCUUUUGCGAAGGAGGCAUGUUGGACAGCGACACGCUUAACCCAGAGUGGAAAGGAAUUACCAAGAAGCAUGAGAAUGAAGUUGCUCAGAAUGGAGGGGCAGAAAGCUCACACGCAGAACCAGUGUCACCCAUACCCAAGCCUUUGCCGGUGCCCGUCCCUCCUAUUCCCGUCCCCGCACCUAUCACAGUACCUCCUCCACAGGUCCCCCCACAUCAGCCAGGGCCUCCUGUGGUUGGUGCUCUCCAGCCGCCCGCUUUCACGCCGCCUCUGGGAAUUCCACCACCGGGCUUCGGUCCUGGCGUUCCGCCACCGCCGCCGCCUCCGCCCUUUUUACGCCCAGGAUUCAACCCAAUGCAUUUACCACCAGGUUUUCUUCCUCCCGGACCCCCACCUCCUAUAACUCCACCCGUGUCCAUUCCUCCUCCUCACACUCCACCAAUGAGCAUCCCAAACUCUACUGUCGCUGGUAUAAGCGAAGACCCCACCAAAGACUUACCUAUUGGAAAUCCCAUUCCAACAGUGGUGUCUGGGGCUAGAGGACACGCCGAGUCUGGUGACGGUGUGAAAAUGUACGGCUCUGCCGCGCCGCCCGCCGCGCCCACGAGUCUGCCCACCCCUCCGGUCACCCAGCCUGUCUCGCUUCUGGCUAGUGAACAGCUGGUUCAGUGAGAGCUGAGGCUAAGCAUAGUGGUGCUGGCCAGUUAGAGGAAUGUGAAGGAUGAUGGCCGUGAGUUCAUGCUCUUUACUGUGUAAGUGUCAAUGUUUACUUUUGUGUAACAUGUAUCUAUAAUGUUGUGUACAGCAUAUUUUUAUUAAAAAGUUCACUGUAAAUGUGAAAUUUGGGUUACUGUGGUGUUCCAAACAAUAAAAAACAUGCAAAAAAA
This is a messenger RNA of Myotis davidii, 2669 nucleotides long. RefSeq names its product SR-related CTD-associated factor 4 (gene SCAF4). Gene Ontology annotation, biological process: negative regulation of termination of RNA polymerase II transcription, poly(A)-coupled. Gene Ontology annotation, cellular component: nucleus. Bases 13 to 2454 code for a protein of 813 amino acids. NCBI's taxonomy places the organism in Eukaryota, Metazoa, Chordata, Mammalia, Chiroptera, Vespertilionidae. The record is from RefSeq and is a predicted model, not a curated record. Gene Ontology annotation, molecular function: RNA polymerase II C-terminal domain phosphoserine binding; RNA binding. The transcript has 19 exons.